Molecule: messenger RNA, 3013 nt
Organism: Zonotrichia leucophrys gambelii
Lineage: Eukaryota; Metazoa; Chordata; Aves; Passeriformes; Passerellidae
Gene: MEX3C
Product: mex-3 RNA binding family member C
Exons: 1
Molecular function (GO): RNA binding
Source: RefSeq, a predicted model, not a curated record
ACAGGUUGCAAAAUAAAAGCACUAAGGGCCAAGACAAAUACUUACAUUAAGACCCCUGUUCGGGGAGAAGAACCAGUCUUUGUUGUCACUGGGCGAAAGGAGGAUGUAGCCAUGGCUAAAAUGGAAAUUCUCUCAGCUGCUGAACACUUCUCCAUGAUCAGAGCAUCACACAACAAGAGUGGUCCUGCUCUGGGAGGCCUGCCAUGUACCCCUGAUCUGCCAGGUCAGAUGACAGUCCAAGUCAGGGUGCCUCACCGUGUAGUUGGGCUGGUGGUUGGACCAAAAGGAGCUACAAUCAAAAGAAUUCAGCAGCAGACCCAUACCUACAUAGUCACCCCCAGCAGGGACAAGGAGCCAGUCUUCGAAGUCACAGGAAUGCCUGAAAAUGUCAACUGUGCACGUGAGGAGAUAGAGAUGCAUAUAGCCAUGCGUACUGGGAACUACAUCAAGCUGAAUAAAGAGAAUGAUUUCCACUACAAUGGUACAGAUGUGAGUUUUGAAGGAGGCACUCUCAGGUCUGCAUGGCUUGCUUCUAAUCCUGUCCCUCUUAGUUGCACCAGAAUGAUUUCUAAUUAUAGGAAUGACAGCUCCAGCUCCUUGGGAAGUAGUUCCACAGAUUCCUGUUUUGGAAGCAGUAGAUUGGCUGAUUUCAGCCCAACAAGUCCAUUCAGCAAAAGCAACUUUUGGUUUGGAGAAACAUUGCCUUCAGUGGGCAUGGAAGACCUCGCGGUUGACUCUCCUGUGUAUGACUCCUUAUCAAUGCCUUCCCAAACCAUUUGGACUCCUGGCUUUGGUAGUGACCCUGCUAUUAAUACUAAGCCUCAGUGCCGAGGGAGACAGCCAUCUACUCCUUGCCUGUCACCCACAUUUCCAGAAAGCCUGGAUCAUCCACUGGCUGGGAGAGCGAAUAAUGACCCACCUAGCACUGGCCACCAAGUAGGCCUUCCUAUCUACAUCCCUGCAUUCUCCAAUGGCACCAACAGCUAUUCAUCUUCCAAUGGUGGCUCCACAUCCAGCUCACCCCCUGAGUCAAGACAGAAGCUCAACUGCGUGAUGUGCUUCGAGAACCAAGUUGUUGCGGCUCUGGUCCCCUGUGGUCACAAUCUCUUCUGCCUGGAGUGUGCCAACAAAAUCUGUGAAAAGGAAGUCCCAUUGUGUCCUGUUUGCCAGGCAGCUGUUACUCAGGCAAUUCAAAUUCACUCUGAAAUAGAGAUAUUAUAGGGAUAUUAUUAUAUGUGGACUUUUAAAGACUUGAAGUCAUAGAUGUAAUGGUACCCUCUAGUAAACUUUCAAAUGAAUUCUGACUGUUUGACUUCCUUGGGAUUAGACUGAAGUUAUUAAUAAAUUUUUACUUCCUCAAAAGGCUGCUACGGUAACACUAAACUUAAGGGGUACAGUCUGGUACAGUGUAAGCAGAUGGCAUGUUUAGCAGAGAUACAUCUGGUAUAAUGUUAUGGCACAGUGAGGGCAAGUUUUCAUAAAUUACACAACUGAAAAAAACCCUAAAAAUUUCCAGGCUUUUAUAAAGGAUCUCUGUUAAUUGUUUGGCUUCUGUGAGUUGGCAGCAAUGAACCUUGUUGCCUAAAUGCAAAAGUACUUGUCUGCUAUGGAGGAUGUGUAGUAUUAUCUAUAUAUCAAACAACACUUCAAUGCUAUCUUCUACCAGCUUUGAGGAAAUAUUUUUUUCUUUAUGUGACAACUUAUACCUAAUUCUUCAGCAUUGGAAAUAUCUUUUAAAGUAUAGUUUGAUUUACUGAAACGGAUUGUGUUAUUUGGCAGGUUCAGAUAAUAAAUGACAGGUGGGAAGAGAGAAACUGCCAGAUGCACCUCCAUUUUGUCCUUGAUAAGGGCAGUAUGUCCAGAGGAUCAGGAAUGUCUCAAUUUGUGAAUUCCUACCCACUGCUUUUGUUAGGGUAAUGUAGAAAAAGUCUGUCUGGCUUCAUCCAGUUACAGUAAGGGCUUUAGGAUGCACAUACUUUGACUAAGAGUGAUGAUGCUGACAUUCUGUUUAUUAGUCUGAUCAAGCUGUUCUUGACCUUUUUUAGAGAGCAUAUAGUUCAAAAUGUGAAGCAUUUUUAUGUUAAAUUCAUGUCUUACACAUAAAUAUAUAUUUUUAGUAAGAAAAAGGAAAAAGAGGGAGUUGUGUAAAUGUCCUUGUAUUAUUCAUGACAGCAGCUGUGACAGUGGCCCUGUAAUCAGUUUACUUCAUUUCAAAACUGUCUUUCCAAAAAAAAAAAAAAAGUCUCUUGAAUGAGCUUCUUACAUUUCAACCUGUGGAUGUUUCUAGCUUUUUCAUCCUCAGUACAUUACCAAAUCUGUGCUGACAUACAUUAAAACAGCAAAAACAAAAAAAAAGACACAAAAGUAGAGUUCUGAUGUAUUUUUUUCUCUUUUUUAAAGCAUUAUUUUCCCAAGACAAUCUUUUUCUCAGUGUAACAACAAAAAAGAAAUUAUGUAUUAAACUAGUAAAUAUGCAGAAAAUUUUAUUUUUAUUUCCACUUGAAGAGUUACAUUUCAUAUAAAAGUUUACAACUAGGAGUUGCCUUGAAGGCAUAUUAUGUACUGCAGAACUUUAAUAUAAUUGCUUGCAGGAUAGUUACAUGUCAGUAUUAAAAUCUGAUCUCUAGCUACAGUCCUGUAGAUGCGAACAAAUGUUCACUGAGUGUGUAUUUUGUUUUAUUGCAUUGUACACUGCAACUAAUAAGCCAAGGAAUCAAUAGACAUAAGGUAGGUGUACCACUUCUAUAAGCCACAAACUAAGAAUAAACUGAUAAACUAUUGAUCUAGCUUAGUUUUUGCUAAUUUUACUACACUCUUUGUUAUGUAUAUGUAGGGAGGUCAUAGGGAUUAUAAAUUCAAUUUUGGUAAAGUUUAAAAACUAUAUAUUUUAUGAUAAAGGGCCUUUAAAUUAAGAUGGCCAAAGCACUGAUAUUUGUUGUAAAGAGAAUUAUAAGAGUUUUAUUUUUCUGAUAUUAAAAAUUACUUAAUAAAGACUUGUUUCCAUUAACUUGAA